AUGAGGCCCAAAGAGUUAAAAGACCCUGAGUCAAGCGGGUUUUCAUUUUCAGGGGAAAAAAUACAGAGAGAAAGAGGUGAAGUAUCCUCCACGCCGCGGGCGAUCAAUCGACGGUCGAUUCUCCUCUACGAAUUUAAUAUUCCCGAUCUGAGGAUUGAAUAUUUUACUUUAAUUUCGUUGUUAUCGUGGAAAUCAAAAACACAGAUUACAGACACACUCGAAUUCGAUUCUGCCUUUCGCCCCUACUCACUAGUCACUACUCAGUCGUCCUCAUUCCUCUCCCUCGUCUCUUCCCCAAAUCCGCCGCCGUCCCCAAAUCUUCCGCCGCCGCCGCUGCUCCUCCGCCCUAAAUCGUCCCAAUCCAAAUCAUCCCCCAAAUCGUCUUUUCCAGUUCAAGUAGCUGCGUGCGCGGUGCGUCUGCGACUCGGUGCUGCGUCUACGACUCCUUAUCGUCGGUCAAGACUCAAGAACUCCUUUUCGCCGGUCGUGGAUUCGUCAGUUUCGGUUGCAGCGCCAAUGUGCUAUUCAAUUAAUGCCUUUAGAAGUAUCAAUAAGAAAAGGGUAGAGAUGACCAUGAAGAGGCAUGCAGCCAAAGGAGGGUCCUCGUCCCAUGGUGCUGAUUCUGAAGAACCAAAAAUGGACAUCAGGUCUAUCCUCAAAGAUAUCGAGUUUGUGGCGACCCCACAUAUGACAUGGAAGCAGAAGAAAGACUUGGAGAAUAGGAAAGUAGUUUCACUUGGUGGAAAGCCUCAAAAGAAACAAAGACUACCUCUUAGUGUGGCACGAGUCAUGAUGAAGAAGCAAAAGGAAAGAGAAGAAAAAAUGGCUCAAGAGAAUGCAAUACUUGGAAGAUUCGGAGUUUACGCUAGCAAUUCGUCUAAAAAGCCAGUGGAAAGGCGCCGGCCAGAGGAUAGAGUUCUGAAGUCCAGCGAAGGUAAUUUUAGAAAUGGUGUUCUCGAUGUUAAGCAUUUAUUAAAAUCUCCUGCCCCUCGGUCUCAAGAUGAAGAUAAAAGUGGUGGACGUGGUCACGGGAAGGGGAAGAGAAAGAAAGGUGGUAAAAAGAAGGGCGGUGGUAAAAAGCGUCGGUAGAAAUUGUUUGAAAUGUAUGUGAAGACAUUUUUUGCGCUCUGUUUAUGCGAUUAUUUUAGGUUGAAAAAUGGUUGAAACCAGGAAUUUUGCUUAGCAGAAAAUUGACCUUGGCUACUUACUGCCUCGUGAAACUGCACUCUUUUGUAGACUUUGUGGUGAAUUUUGCUCAUGUUGCAAAACUAAUGAUUUAAUUUAUAGCAAAAAAAAUUAAAAAAUCACUUUCUG
Striga asiatica is the source of this 1314-nucleotide messenger RNA. NCBI's taxonomy places the organism in Eukaryota, Viridiplantae, Streptophyta, Magnoliopsida, Lamiales, Orobanchaceae. The record is from the annotation of a GenBank genome assembly.